AUGGAAGCUACGCUGGCAAGGGCAGCUGACUUCGUGUACGGUGGAAGUAAGAGGCUUGACGUACAUGAGGUGGAGGACGGGGAAUGGGGGAAGCAGAAUCCUUCAGGCAAGUGGAGCGGCGUGGUAGGGGAACUGGCGGACGGAAAGGUUCAGCUGGCGGUCUGCUCCCUCAUCAUCACCACAGACCGGCUGGACGUCAUUGAUUUCAGCACGCCUGUCUAUGAGACUAGAGAGUCCGUCUUCGUGCGGUGGCCAGACCCGGAAGGCGACGGCCUGCAAGCGUCGGUGACGAGGCUGGGCGCGGUGUUCCAGGCGGAGGCGUGGGCGGCCGUGGGGACGGCGCUGGCGGCCUCCUCAAUCUGCCUCUGCCUGCUGGGCCGGCCGAGGGACGCCGUACUCAGGGCUGUGGCAGCCCUCUGCAGCCAAGGGAUGCUUGUUGACGCUGCAGGAGGCGACGUGGGUGGUGGUGCGCGGCGGAGGGUGGUGGUGGCGGUGCUGGCGACGCAUUUGUGUGGCAGCUGCCUGCUGGCCGCCUACUCUGGCCGGCUUACGGCGCUGCAGGCGGUGCGGCGGGUCAGCCCACCCUUCAGGGGUCUGCAGGGGCUGCUGGAGUGCCCGCAGUACACGCUGGGACUCAUCCGCGGAUCACGCCUAGACGCGCUUUUCUCGACAACUCACGAUCCAACGCUGCGCGCCCUGCAUCGGACCCGCAUGGUGAACGACCACCCACUGGAGUACAUAAAAGGCUUUCGGAGGGCGUGCCAGCAGCGCGGCUUUGCCUUGCUGGCCACUAAGCAGGUGCAGGGUGCGCUCGCAGACCGCCUGCCCUGCAGACUCAUGGAGAUCCCUGGUGCCUACUUUGAUGGCCUGGCUGCCUUCGGCUUCUCCAAAGACUUCAAAUACACCGCCGUGUUCAAUUACUGGUGA
This is a messenger RNA of Schistocerca americana (American grasshopper), 927 nucleotides long. Its product is annotated as probable glutamate receptor. The coding region runs from base 1 to 927 and encodes 308 amino acids. The transcript has 5 exons. Gene Ontology annotation, cellular component: membrane. Lineage: Eukaryota; Metazoa; Arthropoda; Insecta; Orthoptera; Acrididae. Gene Ontology annotation, molecular function: glutamate-gated receptor activity. The record is from RefSeq and is a predicted model, not a curated record.